Molecule: messenger RNA, 984 nt
Organism: Monosiga brevicollis MX1
Lineage: Eukaryota; Choanoflagellata; Craspedida; Salpingoecidae
Exons: 7
Biological process (GO): transmembrane transport
Cellular component (GO): membrane
Molecular function (GO): ATP hydrolysis activity; ATPase-coupled transmembrane transporter activity; ATP binding
Source: RefSeq, a predicted model, not a curated record
CUUGUGGGGAGCGUGGUUGUGCUAGGCACGUCGGUCUUGGCCGUGUAUGCCACCAGCCAGGGGCUGCUGAGUGCCGGUCGCGUCGGCCUGGCUCUGACCUACGUGACGCAGCUGCCAGGAAUGUUGGGCUGGUUUCUUAAAGAGGUGGCUCAGACAGAGAUUGAGCUUGUUGCUGUUGAGCGGGCGUGGCAAUACUUGGACGAGCCCACCGAAAAUGAUGAGACGCAUCUUUGCCCUACCCUAUUGUACUCAACUUCUUUUUUUGACACGUCAACGAUGCAGUUUCGAGAGGUUGUUUUGCGUUAUAGCUCUGUUCUUCCACCUGUUUUGAAGGGUAUCAGCGUGGUUGUCCCACCUGGCAAAAAGGUUCUGUGUGUUGGACGAACAGGGGCAGGCAAAUCAUCGCUAUUCUCGACCCUUUUGCGCUUUCACCCUUUUGAGGGUCAUAUUCGCGUGGGCGAUCUCGACAUUUGCGAUCUGAUGCUGGUGCAGCUACGGCACUUGGUGCAUCUGAUUCCUCAACGCCCCAUGUUGUUUGGAAAAACUGUUCGUGAAAUUUUGAUGGGCCCAGCUGAUGCCACACUGACUAGUGGCGUUCCUCAAGGUGAUUUUCGAACAUGCACGUUUCCACAUGUCAGCCGCAUGCAAGGCAGUCGAACUGCCACGGGUGAGCUCUUCAGUGCUGGCGAGCAACAGCUUCUUUGCUUGGCGCGUGCCUUGUACAACCCGGCGCCUGUCUUACUAUGUGAUGAAAUCACGUCUACCCUCGACGAAUCAUCGGAUCGUCUGGUGCAUGACAUCUUGUUUGGGAUGGAAAGCACUGUGCUCAGCAUUGCACACAAUUUGCACAAUGCCAUGCGCUACGACUUGGUGAUGGUGCUGGAGGACGGACGAGUGGCAGAGUUUGAUGCACCGGCUGCGCUGGUGCAGCGGCCGUCGUCACGCUUUGCAAGUCUAUUGUCGGCUGCAGGUCGCCAUACUUGA